Messenger RNA from Physeter macrocephalus (sperm whale), 1220 nucleotides. RefSeq names its product G protein-coupled receptor 82 (gene GPR82). Lineage: Eukaryota; Metazoa; Chordata; Mammalia; Artiodactyla; Physeteridae. Gene Ontology annotation, biological process: G protein-coupled receptor signaling pathway. The transcript has a single exon. The record is from RefSeq and is a predicted model, not a curated record. The coding region runs from base 27 to 1037 and encodes 336 amino acids. Gene Ontology annotation, molecular function: G protein-coupled receptor activity. Gene Ontology annotation, cellular component: membrane.
GCAAAAUUCAAGGAAAUCUGAUAUAAAUGAGUAACAACUCAACAUGUAUUCAACCAUCCAUGAUCUCUUCCAUGGCUUUACCAAUCAUUUAUACCUUCCUUUGUAUCAUUGGUCUCUUUGGAAAUUCUCUCUCUCAGUGGGUAUUUUUAACAAAAAUAUCUAAGAAAACAUCAACGCACAUCUACCUAGCACAUCUUGUGACUGCAAACUUGCUUGUGUGCAGUGCCAUGCCUUUCAUGGUUAUCUAUUUCCUGAAAGGUUUUCAAUGGGAAUAUCAAUCUGCGCGAUGCAGGGUGGUCAAUUUUUUGGGAACUCUAUCAAUGCAUGUAAGUAUGUUUGUCAGCCUCUUAAUUUUAAGUUGGAUUGCCAUAAGCCGCUAUGCUACCUUAAUGAAAAAGGAUUCCACACAAGAGACCACUUCGUGCUACGAGAAAAUAUUUUAUGGCCAGUUACUGAAAAAAUUUCGCCAGCCCAACUUUGCUAGAAAACUAUGUGUUUACAUAUGGGUAGUUGUUCUAGGCAUAAUUAUUCCAAUUAUCAUAUACUACUCAGUUGUGGAGGCCACAGAAGGAGAAGAGACCCUAUGCUACAAUCAGCAGAUGGAACUAGGAGCCAUGAUCUCUCAGACUGCAGGCCUCAUUGGAACCACAUUUAUUGGAUUUUCAUUUUUAGUCGUACUAACAUCAUAUUACUCUUUUGUCAACCAUCUGAGAAAAAUAAGGACCUGUACAUCCAUUACAGAGAAAGAUUUGACUUAUAGCUCUGUGAAAAGGCACCUUUUGGUCAUCCAGAUUCUACUAAUAGUUUGCUUCCUUCCAUAUAGCAUUUUUAAACCCAUUUUUUUUGUUCUACGCCAAGGAGCAGACUGUCAGCAACUGAAUUAUUUAAUUGAGAUAAAAAACAUCCUCACCUGUCUUGCAUCAGCCAGAAGUAGUACAGACCCCAUUAUAUUUCUUUUUUUAGAUAAAACAUUCAAGAAGACACUAUAUGAUCUCUUUACAAAAUCUGAGUCACCACAUAUACAACCCUCUGGUUGAUUUCUGAAUGGAAAACAACACCAAACAGAAAAGUGUUCAUAUGACUCUAUUAGGGACCCUAAACUACAUGAUUAACAGGUCAUAGCUUGGUUGAUAAUAGGCACCAAGAAAAUCUCUUUGGUUUUUAAAAAUAAACAAACAAGCAAGCAAACAUAAAACUCACUUUACGGUUCUACUUAUAGU